AUGAAAGACCGGCUAAACGAGCUGCGUGAAUUUGCCAGGUUACACAACCAACAGUUUUCUGAUAGUGAGGAUGAUGAAAAUUCACCCCAUGAUGUUCUCCUUUAUGAGACUGAUUAUGCCUUGGAAAUUCUUCAUAAAGACAUACAGAACAUCCGGACGGAAAAUGACCACCUAAAAGAGGAUGUCAAGCGGCUCAGAAAGCAAAACAGCCGCUUCCUUACAUCCAUGCGCCGUCUUAGUAGCAUCAAACGAGAUACUAAUUGUAUUGCCAGAGACAUCAAGGCCCGUGGAGAAAGCAUCCACAGGAAACUCCAGAUAAUGAGAGAUUUCAGCGAAGAUGCAAUAACAAAAUACGGGGCUAUGUCUGUCAUUGCCAGGGUAGCGAAGAACCACUAUGUUGACCUCAUGCACGCCUUUCAGGAAGCUAUGUUUGAAUACAAUGCAACAGAGAUGAACCAGCGGGAGAACUGCAAGAUUCGAAUUCAGCGGCAGCUAGAGAUCAUGGGCAAAGAUGUUUCUAGCAACCAGAUUGACGAGAUGAUUGAGCAAGGCAAGUGGGACGUCUUCUCUGAGAAUCUCUUGUCAGAUGUUAAGGGCGCUCGCUCAGCUUUGAAUGAGAUAGAGACACGUCAUAAGGAGCUGGUGAAGUUAGAAGGUCGCAUUAAGGAAGUUCACGAGCUCUUUCUGCAGGUGGCCCUGCUAGUGGAGGAACAGGCGGACACCUUCGAUGUCAUUGAGAUAAAUAUGCAAAAUGUUGAAGACUAUGUAGGAGAAGCUAAAGAGCAAGUGAAAAAAGCUUUGGAAUACAGAAGAAAACACCCCCUCAGAACAAUCCUCUGCUGCUGCUUAUCCUGUUGCAGAAGGCGACUAUCCCACUGA
Gavia stellata (red-throated loon) is the source of this 879-nucleotide messenger RNA. RefSeq names its product syntaxin 11 (gene STX11). NCBI's taxonomy places the organism in Eukaryota, Metazoa, Chordata, Aves, Gaviiformes, Gaviidae. The coding region runs from base 1 to 879 and encodes 292 amino acids. Gene Ontology annotation, cellular component: presynaptic active zone membrane; endomembrane system; synaptic vesicle. The transcript has a single exon. The record is from RefSeq and is a predicted model, not a curated record. Gene Ontology annotation, biological process: intracellular protein transport; exocytosis; synaptic vesicle fusion to presynaptic active zone membrane. Gene Ontology annotation, molecular function: SNAP receptor activity; SNARE binding.